Molecule: messenger RNA, 1335 nt
Organism: Rhinolophus ferrumequinum (greater horseshoe bat)
Lineage: Eukaryota; Metazoa; Chordata; Mammalia; Chiroptera; Rhinolophidae
Product: folate receptor alpha
Exons: 5
Coding region: 432-1190 (252 amino acids)
Biological process (GO): cell adhesion; sperm-egg recognition; fusion of sperm to egg plasma membrane involved in single fertilization
Cellular component (GO): external side of plasma membrane
Molecular function (GO): signaling receptor activity
Source: RefSeq, a predicted model, not a curated record
UCUUCAAGGUCACAGCAAGCUAGUGCUAAAGUGCUCUCUUUUGUGUAUUGAUGAGGGGGAAGAGGAGGGAUUCUUGCCUUCUGGUUCAGAAUUCUACAUGAUGCUCAUUGCUUGGCUCAGCUGCUCUGUGGGGUAAACUGGGUGGGAAGUGCAGAUCUGGGCUGGGAGGGAGACAAGAAAUCUGAUCAAGAGUCUUGGUUGCUGCAUCCGUCUCAGGCCUUGUACACCUUUGACUAUGGCUUUCUGGCAGAAACAGAUGGACAUGGGCUAGCAGAUGACACAGUUGCUACUUCUGGCUUUGGUGGCUGCUGCAUGGGGUGCCCAGUCCAGCACUCCAUGGGCCAUGACAGAUCUGCUCCAUGUUUGCACGGACGCCAAGCACCACAAGACAAACCAGGCCCUGGGGACACGCUACAUGACCAGGGACUGACAUGGCCCGGCCGAUUACAACACAGCUGCUGCUCUUUCUGGUGUGGGGGUCUGCAGUGUGGGCAGCACGGCCCAGGACUGAGCUUCUCAAUGUCUGCAUGGACGCCAAGUACCACAAGGAAAAGCCAAGCCCCGAGGACAAGCUGCACGAGCAGUGUAGUCCCUGGAAGAAGAAUGCCUGCUGCUCCUACAAUACCAGCAAGGAAGCCCAUAAGGAUAUUUCCUACCUGUACAGAUUCAACUGGGACCACUGUGGCCAGAUGGAGCACGCCUGCAAGCGCCACUUCAUCCAGGACACAUGCCUAUAUGAGUGCUCCCCCAACCUGGGGCCCUGGAUCCAACAGGUGGACCAGAGCUGGCGCAAAGAACGGAUCCUUGACGUGCCCCUGUGCAAAGAGGACUGUGAGAGCUGGUGGGAAGACUGCCGCACCUCCUACACCUGCAAGAGCAACUGGCACCAGGGCUGGGACUGGACCUCAGGGUCUAACCAGUGUCCAGUGGGAGCUACCUGCCAACCCUUCCAUAUCUACUUCCCCACGCCUGCUGCUCUGUGCAAUGAAAUCUGGAGUCACUCCUACAAGAUCAGCCAAUACAGCCAAGGAAGCGGCCGCUGCAUCCAGAUGUGGUUCGACCCAGCCCAGGGCAACCCCAAUGAGGAGGUGGCGAGAUUCUAUGCUGAGGCCAUGAGUGGGGCUGGGCUCCGUGAGGCGGGACCUCUCCUGCUCGGCCUGGCCCUAGUACUGCUCCGGCUGCUCAGCUGAGCUCCUUUUACCUUCUAAGACCUGGACAUCCCGGCCCUGUUCAACCCCACAGCUCCCAGCUAUUCAGUUCCUGCUCCAUGGUGGGAACUCUGUCUCAGAGUUUGAAUAAACCAGAUACCCCACAUGUGUCGUGUGAAUUAUUUGG